AUGAAUCCCGAAUCCCCGGUCACCAUUGCUGAUCUCGAACAACAACACAACCUCCAAUCGCGCACACUUUCCACACCAACUGCACUCGUCGUCAUGCCAUCGCGUCCCCUUGUCAUUUGCCUCCACGGCUCCGGAUCCUCGGCCGCCAUCUUCCACGCCCAAGCUCGACGCAUCCGCUCCACGCUCGCAUCGCAAUUCGAAUUCCUCUUCAUCGACGCCCCCUUCGAAAGCCCGCCGGGGCCGGGCAUCCUCCCUUUCUUCGAGGACGCCGGUCCCUACUUCCGCUGGUUCACCAACGAGGAGCGGUCGCGAGAAGCCGAAUGGAGCGCGAUUCUGUCCACGCUGGAAGCCGCUCUGGAGAGGUGUGGCCGUGCGCCAUCCGACGUGAGAGGCGUCAUGGGCUUUUCGCAGGGCGCCUUGGUCGCAUCUCUCCUGCUGCACCAGGCCAAGUUCCACGGUGAUCCGCGUUGGUCCGCCUUGUCGUACUCCAUCUUGCUCUGCGGAGGCGGCGCCGAAUCGGCCGUGUCCAAACUCCUCAACGUCCCCUCGGUCCAUCUUCAUGGGCUGAAAGAUCCAUACCUGAUCAACGGACGACUCCUGCUUAAGUGGUACAAUCCCGCGAACGCGACCGUCAUCACUCACGAUGGCGGCCACCAUAUGCCGACGGCCACCGACGACGUCAAGCGCCUCGCAGAUGCAAUAGUCCAGGUGAACAGGCAGACUGAAGAAUGGUGA
Lasiodiplodia theobromae is the source of this 735-nucleotide messenger RNA. RefSeq lists its product as uncharacterized. The coding region runs from base 1 to 735 and encodes 244 amino acids. The transcript has a single exon. Gene Ontology annotation, cellular component: nucleus; cytoplasm. Gene Ontology annotation, biological process: secondary metabolite biosynthetic process. Lineage: Eukaryota; Fungi; Ascomycota; Dothideomycetes; Botryosphaeriales; Botryosphaeriaceae. The record is from RefSeq and is a predicted model, not a curated record.